Molecule: messenger RNA, 3943 nt
Organism: Sebastes umbrosus (honeycomb rockfish)
Lineage: Eukaryota; Metazoa; Chordata; Actinopteri; Perciformes; Sebastidae
Gene: hgfa
Product: hepatocyte growth factor a
Exons: 18
Coding region: 207-2375 (722 amino acids)
Biological process (GO): proteolysis
Molecular function (GO): serine-type endopeptidase activity; signaling receptor binding
Source: RefSeq, a predicted model, not a curated record
AGGAGAGACGCUGCUAGAGAGAGAGAGGAGCGCGUUCAACUCCAGUAGAAGGGGGUUGAACCGAGGACGUGUGGCUUCUUUGGAAAAAGUGGCAUCUUGUGUGAGGAGAAGAAGACGAGUCUCCACUCUGGACUUCAACACACAAACCACCAAGACUGUCGCUCAUUUACAUCAGGAUUUUCUAACCUGCUUUCGACUUCCCAACCAUGAGGACAAACGCAUGGAUUUACCAAGCUGCGCUGUGUGUUGUGAUCACGAUAUUGGAUACAGGUUUUUGUAGAAGCACUCAUCAGUCGUUACAGAAGUAUGAGAAGAGUGAGAGUCACAUGCUGGUUUGCACAGACUGCCCUCAGCCCCCUUUGGUGCGAAACAGCCGAUCGCAGGAGCACUGCGCCCGCAAGUGCAAGAAGGUCAAGAAAAACUUCCACUGCAGGGCUUUCAACUUUCAACGGCACAACAGGAAAUGCCACUUGCUCCCUUUCGACCGCUUCAUCCACGGCGUGCAGAAGCAGGCCAACGUCAACUUUACUUUGUAUGAAAAAAAAGAUUAUAUAAGGGAGUGUAUGGUCGGCACCAAGGACAACUACAGAGGGAGGAGGUCUUGGACGAAGUCAAACAUCACUUGCCAAGCAUGGUCCGAUAAUAACAUCAAUGAACACACGUUUUAUCCCGAUAGGUACCCAACGCAAGACCUGAGGGAGAACUUCUGUCGGAAUCCCAACAACGACCCCGGUGGUCCGUGGUGCUACACCACAGACCCCAACGUACGGGCCGAGGAGUGUGGCAUACCGCAGUGUUCAGAGGAAGUCUGUGUGACGUGUAAUGGGGAAGAUUACCGGGGCAAAAUGGACCAUACAGAGAGUGGCAAAGAGUGCCAGAGGUGGGACUCGACAAGGCCUCACAAACACCACUUCCAGCCCAAAAAGUACCGGCACAAAGAUUUAAAGGACAACUACUGUCGUAACCCAGAUAAUCGUCUUCGUCCCUGGUGCUACACUACGGAUCCCAAAACUCCGUGGGAGUACUGCAACAUCACUGUGUGUGAUUCUGACUCAAGCGAGGACACAGAUGUCAAUGUAACAACAUCCUGUGUCCAGGGAAAGGGCACAGAUUACCGAGGCACAAUGAAUGUCACUCCAGAGGGUGUGACGUGUCAGCGCUGGGACUCCCAGUCGCCCCAUAACCACUCCUUUCUUCCCCAGAACUUCAAAUGCAAUUUGUGUAUGUGUUCUAGAGACCUCGGAGAGAACUACUGCCGUAACCCCGAUGGUGCAGAUUACCCAUGGUGCUUCACUACAGACCCUAAUCAGAGGAUAGCCAACUGCACCCACAUCCCCAGGUGUGAUGCUGAGGCCACACAAAAAAUAGAGUGUUAUGAAGACAACGGAGAGACGUACCGGGGCACUUUAUCCAUAACUCGAUCGGGGAUUCCCUGUGCAGACUGGUCACAUCACAUAAACAGUGGGGAUUCUCACUCUACAGAAUCCCACGUAGGGCUGGAGAAGAACUACUGCAGGAACCCGGACCGGGACAAACAUGGCCCCUGGUGUUACACCAAUCCAAAUAACCGUUUGGCCUGGGACUACUGCAAACUGAAGCACUGUGAAUCAGCUACGCCGGCUCCUCGACCGAACACUCUAGCUGGGCCCAAGAUAUCCUGCUUCGUGCAUAUAAACACCAGAAUUGUCGGAGGACACCAAGUGCGAGGUACAGACGGCAGCUGGGUCGUCAGCAUCCAGAGAGAGAAGCUUCAUUUGUGCGGGGGCUCGUUGAUCAGAGAAGACUGGGUUCUGACGGACCAACAGUGCUUCACCUCCUGCGUUCCAGAUCUGAAGGAUUACAGCGUGCAGGUCGGUCUGCGCCACCUCAAUGAAUCCUCAAACCACCCGAGACUUCGCAUCUCUCGCCUGAUCUGUGGCCCGGAAGGAUCCAACCUGGUUAUGCUGAAACUAGAAGACCCUGCCCCUGUGUCCGAAGGCGCCUCCACUAUUCAUCUUCCAGUAAAAGAGUGUCACAUCACCGAGGGCACCAACUGCACCAUGUACGGAUGGGGGGAAACCAAAAACACGGGAUACGACGAGGCACUGAACGCCUUGACCAUGCCCAUGGUCAACAAUGACAUGUGCUCACAAAUCAAAGGGGAUGCCGGGGAAAGCAGAAUAUGCGCCGGCGGCAAGAGAGGAGAAGGCGUGUGUGAUAAAGACAAUGGCGGUCCGUUGGUUUGCCAGGAACACGAGCGCAAAGUCAUCAUCGGCGUCAGCAUCCAAAGGACAAAGUGCGCCUCAUCGCAGCCCGCACUUUUUGUCAACGUCGCUUUCUACUCCGAGUGGAUAUACAAAGUGUUCAAACUUUACCCCAGCUUGGAGAGGAACUGACGGUGUGGUGUGAAAAUCAACCCCCGUGCACGACUUUACCACAGCACUGCGAGAGGAGGAGGGGGCGGCUUUGGUGCCAACAAAUUCCAAGACCUCUCCAGCACGGCCCGCGGGGGAGAAAUCAGCUUAUGGAAAGCGGCCAUUAUGGGAUUUUGUGGCUGAAUUUGUCAUUUUUUUACGGAGAUGACGAGAUUAGUGAAGACUGGAUAAACCGAAUGGAAUCUCAUUCGUUCUUCCACUUUUGCAAACGAAGACAUUCCCGGGCGUCCGCCUUAAUAUCACUUUUCCAACCAAAAGUCUCGGGCACAUGGACGGCAUACUAAUAUUGUAUUUUUUGACAUGUUCAGAAUUUCUGAAGCCAUGCAAACAAAGACGAUGAGAAGGACGCUCAGUAUUAUCUCCUGGAAUAUACUUGAAUAAGGACAGUUAUCUGGAGGUUACCACACGAGAUACCCUCCUGUGACUUCUUUUUUUUUAUGUGACGAGCUGGACUGCAUUACUUAUUACCUCCAACACAAUGGAUGUGGAUGGAUAAUUGUGUUCCUUAAUGCCAACAAAUAUACUAAUCUGGUCAUAAAUUUUACAAAUAUAACAGCAAAAAUGCGAAAUAUUAUUCGACUUCGGAAAUAAUCCAACAAAGAUUUAUGGUAAUACCAAAAGGGGAGGAAAAUAUAAGCAUGAAAAGGUCAUUAUAAACUAUCUAUUAGGUAGUACACACACUAAAAGUCAAGCCAAGCCUCUUAAGUCCAGCAAAUGUUAAAAUUUGGCUUCAGAUAUACCAGUAGUUAAGUAUAUAAAACACACUAUUGCUGCUUUAAAAGCGAACUGCAGCAGCCUUGGCAACCCACGCAGUGCUAAUUGUGUGCAGUAGCUGGACUACCUUCUCCCCGGUUAGCCGUAACUGUUAGAUUCCCCGUGAGAGGGUCUAAGUAGGAUUGCUCCAAAAUCUUAUGCUAAUAUUUGUAGCAUGAGAGAGAGCCAUGCCAAAUAUAACAUGGCUAUUUGGUCUCCAGUUUGGAGGGAACUUUGGCCCCUGGUGGGCUGUGUGUGGUCAGUAGGAUAUUUUAUACUUUUUUUUUUCCUUUUUGUUUUAUGGAAAGUGAUUCCUUAUGUUUCAUAACUGCAGAUUUAUUGUUUCUGCUGUGCUGUAAGAUAUUAUAGGUCUUAUAGAUCUGGAAUAUGUUUGGUUCACUGAGCAACGUCAGAUUGGCUUCUUCGUGAGUCUGAUUAUGUUUGAUAUAUUUAAAGAGACUGGUAGCUUGUAAGUAGUAGUUAGGCAUAUUUAUUUUUUUUAAAUCAGCAGAAGAAAUCGUUCGAAAAAGAAUCCAGAUUUUGGUGUGAUAUUUAGAUUUAUGUGUCUUUGUUCUGACAGUUAAUUAUGACCUCUAGAAUAACUGGAGUGCAUGUUUGAUUCACAGGUAAUAGCCACACAAACAUGAGCAUGCAUCUGUUCAAAAUGUACCUUAAAGGGAGAUUUGUUAAGUAUUUAAUACUCUUAUCAACAUGGGAGUGGACAAAUAUGCUUGCUUUAUGCAAAUGUAUGUCUAUAUUUAUUAUUGGAAAUCAAU